This is a messenger RNA of Phalaenopsis equestris, 2679 nucleotides long. RefSeq lists its product as uncharacterized. The record is from RefSeq and is a predicted model, not a curated record. Gene Ontology annotation, molecular function: four-way junction helicase activity; ATP binding; 3'-5' DNA helicase activity. The transcript has 14 exons. Gene Ontology annotation, cellular component: cytoplasm; nucleus; chromosome. Gene Ontology annotation, biological process: double-strand break repair via homologous recombination. Bases 1 to 2679 code for a protein of 892 amino acids. Lineage: Eukaryota; Viridiplantae; Streptophyta; Magnoliopsida; Asparagales; Orchidaceae.
AUGCAGAGACGUGAAGCUACCUGGGGCGGCGACAACCGCAUGGAAAAAUUGCAUGGAAGUACAGUUGUGAUCGAAGCUGAGCUGGGAGGACGCGGCAGGAUCGUUGUGCUACAGUCGCCUAACUGUGAAGACACUAAGGAGAUCUUCUUGCGAGGAAUAGAAGACAAAGACGCGGGCGCUAUUGGAGUUGAUGUUAAAAAUAUUAGGAAGCCAUCUCUUUUACUUCAGUGGAUGGGCAUGAACGCGCUUUUUGUGUAUGUAUUGGCAGCAGGAGAACUCUUUCCGGCUGCUCUACAAGGAUUUUAUUGGAGAACACCAUCAAAUAACUUGGAUUCAUUUGUAUUCGUUGGAUCUGGUUCGAUGGAAGUAAUUCUUGACGAUGAAAUGUUGCUGGAGUCUCAAAAUACUUACGAGAAACGUGACAAUGAGCUGGAAUCUCAAAAUAUUUUUGAGAAUCAUGAGAAUGAGCAGAGUUUAGAUGCGGCAGAAGGAAUUCGGCAGAGAAAUUGCUUCAUGCGGUUGUCCACAAUGAGAAGGAAGCCUAUGAACAGUAUUGUUUAUGCACACCAUAUUGGAUUUACUGUGCGAAAGGAACACAGUGGUUUCUGGUCGAAUUCAAAGAAGCUUAAGACAAUGGACUUUGUUUGUGGUAAGGCCGGUUUCAAGAAAGAGUUGAAGGACACUAUCACGGCGAGGUUCAAAAGAGCGGACACAAGGACUGGUUGUCCAACCAUGAUCCGAUAUUUCGUUGAUUUAGAAGGCAACUGGUCGGUAAAGAAAUUCAUAGAAAGUCACAACCAUCUGUUGGCGGAGGACGGUGACAAGCAUCUAUUGUGUUCCAGCAGAAAUAUGUGUGACAUCAGUGGUGAUAUCCUCAGAUCAAUGACAAAAUCAGGGAUUAUAACUAGUGAUGCAUUCAGAGUCCUCGCUACUGAGGUCGGAGAAGUGGAGAAUCUUGAUUGCACAAAGAGGGAUGCAUUCCAUUAUCGACGGCUCAUCUUUGGUUUCCAUUCUCAAGGGCUCUUCGGCUUCCACUGUCAUAGGGUUUUCAUGGGUUUCCAUCUCAGAAAGCUCGGCUUCCAUCUUGAUAAGCUCAACUCUAGCAGUGAACUGACGAAUUUACCAUAUAAAAAUUCGUCCGCGAAGGGAGCUGACAUUUCUAACGGGCUGAAGAACCCGUUCCGGGCUGGCCCGAUGUUCGGCCCGGGCAGAAGUUCCAGCAAAAUUUCCCGCGCAAGCAUAUCGCUAGGGCGAGACCAGCGAUCCAGAGAGAGAAUGGAGGUAGAGAGGGUGCGGCUUCUAAGCUUGGCGAUUGAUUUUGGAUUCGACGAGGAGGAAGCCAAAAAGUGCUUGGAUAGGCUCGUUGAUCUGUAUGGUUUACGUGGAAUGUUGGAUUUUGUCGAUGCUGUUCUUUUUAGAGGUAGAAAUGCUGGGCGCAAAUGUCAGAAGAAUGAAUCAGCAUCCACUUAUUCUUGCAAGAAUGAACCAGCCAACACCUCAUUGAUGUUUGAAGAUCUGAAGGCAAUGGAUCAGAUUGGAUUGGCUAAUUUUGUUAUUUUUGGCAACAGAACUUUCAGACCUUUGCAGUAUGAAGCCUGUAAAGCUGCAAUGGAAAACAAGGAUUGCUUUGUUCUUAUGCCCACUGGUGGAGGUAAAAGCUUAUGUUAUCAGCUUCCGGCAACUCUUCAUCCUGGCGUUACUGUUGUCAUUUGUCCUCUCCUUUCAUUAAUUCAAGAUCAGGUUUUUACUUUGAAUGUUAAAUAUGGAAUAGCGGCAACCUUUCUGAAUUCGCAGCAAACUACUUCAGAAUCAUUGGCAGUAAUUCAGGAACUUAGAAAAGAGCGGCCAUCAUGCAAACUAUUGUAUGUUACACCAGAAAGGAUAGCUGGAAAUAUGUCAUUCAUGGAUACCCUGAGAUGUCUACACCAGAAGGGUCUUCUUGCAAGAUUUGUAAUUGAUGAAGCACAUUGUGUUAGCCAAUGGGGACAUGAUUUUCGACCAGACUAUCGAGAACUCAGCUGCCUCAAACAGAACUUUCCUAGAGUAUCUCUCAUGGCACUAACUGCAACUGCCACUCACUCUGUUCAGAAGGACAUUUUAAGCACAUUAAGGAUUCCUGGUGCUGUUGUUCUCGAGGCAAGCUUUGAUAGGCCUAAGCUGAAGUAUGAAGUUGUUGGAAAGUGCAAAGAUUCAUUGAAACAACUUGGACAAAUGAUAAAAGACCGUUUCAAUAAUAUGUGCGGGAUCGUAUAUUGUCUUUCCAAAAGCGAAUGUGUUGAGGUUUCAAAUUACUUGAAUCAGAAAUGUAAGAUAAGAACUGUUUAUUAUCAUGCUGGUUUGGCGGCUCGUCAGAGAGUUACUGUUCAAAAGAAAUGGCAGAGUGGAGAGGCUUAUGUCGUCUGUGCUACUGUUGCAUUUGGAAUGGGAAUCGACAAAGCGGAUGUUAGGUUUGUGAUUCACAAUACUUUGUCGAAAUCAAUUGAGAGCUAUUACCAAGAAUCAGGGAGGGCUGGAAGGGAUGAUCUUCCUGCAGCUUGUGUUGUACUGUACCAGAAGAAAGAUUUCAGUAGGGUUGUCUGCAUGAUUAGGAGCGGGCAGGGCUUCAAAAGCCAGAGCUUUAAGACAGCCAUGAUCCAGGCAAAGAAAAUGCAAGAAUAUUGCGAGUUAAAGGUAUAUUGA